AUGGAAGAAGAGUGGCUGUCCUCUUCUCAGCAAAGGAGCCAGAAGCCUGAAACUACCCCUCUUUCCAAACCAUCCAGCCUGGAGAAACAGAUGCCUGGACUGAAAUGUGGAAUUCGUCCCAUUGAUUUGAAGAGCCCAGAGGAUUUUUUCCCACUUAGAUCCUUCUCUCGAAUUGUUGGCGGGAGAGAUUCUGUGCCUGGAGGACAGCCUUGGCAGGUCUCUCUCAAACUGGGUCGUUUCCAUUUCUGUGGCGGCAGUCUAGUCCGAGAAGAUGUGGUUGUCACUGCAGCUCACUGUGUGGCCAACCUGGAGCAGAAGCUCCUGGGGAGGCUGGUGGUGACGGUGGGGGAGCACCACCUCCGGCAGGCAGACCGGCAGGAGCAGAGCAUCCCUGUCUCGCAUGUCGCCAUCCACCCGGGGUUCAACAAGGAGCACUACAUGGACUGUGAUGUGGCAGUGCUUCGCCUGCAGCGCCCAGCACAGUGCGGGCGUGAGGUUCACCCUAUCUGCCUUCCCCACAGAGAUGAAGACUAUGAGGCUGGGACCCUGUGUGUGGCUAGCGGCUGGGGCAAGGUGUCAGAGGAUGCUGGGGAGCCGGCUCCUGUGCUGCAGGAGGUGGAGCUGCCCCUUAUCGACAGUGAGACCUGUGGUGCCUUGCUGAGGGAGAUGAACCUGCCACCACUGCAGCAGAGCUCCAUGCUGUGUGCUGGCUUUCCUGAUGGUGGGAAGGAUGCCUGUAAGGGUGACUCUGGAGGCCCCCUUGUAUGCAUGAGACCAAGUGGUGCCUGGACCCUGGUUGGUGUGGUGUCCUGGGGGGUCGGCUGUGCAAGGGGCUGGGAUACCCCAAAGAGGUACACUGUGGCCCGGGGCUCCCCAGGCAUCUUCUCCAGGGUGGCUGCAUUUGUGGAUUUCAUUGCUCAGCAUAUGAUACCUGCUGCUGUGCCAAGCCCUCUUCCUGUGCCAGCUCAGUGCGGUUCCCAAGGUCUACUGGUUUUUGGAGAAAGUGGUCGUGUUCAAUAUCCCCAGUCCUUGGACGAUAAUUACCCAGACAACAGCUUGUGCAUCUGGAAUAUAACAGUGCCGGAAGACAAGAUCAUCUUGAUACACUUCACCAGACUAGACAUAGACAGCCAAGUUGGAUGUGACUCCGAUUAUGUGUCCCUCUAUUCAAACAGAGGAGAGCUAAUCAGUAAGGUCUGUGGGGAUAUACUACCAGCCCCUCUGUUGAUAGAGUCGGACGGAGCCACCAUCAAGUUUGUUUCUGAUGGAGCCAACACUGGCCGUGGUUUUGAGCUCACCUUCACAGCCAUCCAUAAGGAAUCUGAAGCAGGUUCAGGCUGUGGAAGUGUGGCAAUGUUAGUGGAAGAGGGGAAGAUUGAUACUGCUAAUUACCCUGGUCUAUAUCCCAGGAACACAAAGUGCCACUGGCUCAUUGAGGCUCCAGUAAAGUACAUUGUAAAGCUGGAAUUUGAAGACUUUGCUGUUGAACUGAGCCCAAGCUGUAUUUAUGAUGCAGUUACUGUUUACAGUGAUGCAGAAGAAGAAAACCAGUUGGCUAAUCUCUGCGGAUUCUCAAUUCCUAAACCAGUACUGAGCCCUGAGAAUACAAUGCUGGUGCAUUUUGAAAGUGAUGGGGAGAACAGCUUCAGAGGAUUCAGAGCCAGGCUCACUUUUGUUCAUUCAGAUGCCUGUGGACUUCCCGUGGUUACUCCCUGGUGGCUGUUCAAGCGUCUUAGUGGGGGCGAAGAGGCCUGCCCCCACUGUUGGCCUUGGCAUGGGGCCUUGAAGCUCCUUGGAGACUACCAGUGUGAUGGGGUGGUUGUCAGCCCCACAUGGCUGCUGACAGCAGCCCACUGUGUGCAGCUAUCCAAUAAACCCUUGCACUGGACUGUGGCAGUGGGAGACCAUGACAGAGCCCUGAGAGAGUCAACAGAACAGAUGAGGCGAGUGAAAACCAUCAUGGUGCAUCCCAAUUUUGACAUAGUGAGCUAUGACUCUGACAUUGCCUUGGUUCAACUAGAUGCUCCUCUGGAGUACAGUGCUGCUGUGAGGUCCGUGUGUUUGCCCAACAGCACAGAGCCCUUAUCUUCCUCUUCCCUCUGUGCUGUGUCUGGAUGGGGGAUCAGUGAAAAAGAUGGGAGCCGAGCCACGCGACUGCAGCAGACACAAGUUCCUGUACUUGAGAAUGAGGUCUGCGAGAGAAACUACUACUUAAAUCACCCUGGAGGGAUCACAGCUCGCAUGCUUUGUGCAGGUUUUGUUUCUGCUGAAGGGCAGGACUCUUGUCAGGGUGGUUCUGGUGGCCCUUUGGUUUGUAACAACGAAAAUGGACCAUUUAUUCUUUAUGGCCUUGCCAGCUGGGGAGUUGGCUGUGCCAGACCAAAGAAACCAGGAGUCUAUUCAAGGGUGAGGACUUUUCUGAACUGGAUCAGACUGACAAUGAAAGGUGGUGAACAGAGCACACCGCAGGGAGGCGGCAGUGGACCUGGGACCUCGGUACCGGAACAGCCAACGAGCUUGCCCACAAAGCCCACGAACUUUGUGGGAGAGGCGCACAAACAAGGGAGAUUCUGGAUGACCCCCAGUCAGUAG
This is a messenger RNA of Rhea pennata, 2592 nucleotides long. It is a transcript of the gene OVCH1, whose product is annotated as ovochymase 1. Bases 1 to 2592 code for a protein of 863 amino acids. Gene Ontology annotation, biological process: proteolysis. NCBI's taxonomy places the organism in Eukaryota, Metazoa, Chordata, Aves, Rheiformes, Rheidae. The transcript has 20 exons. The record is from RefSeq and is a predicted model, not a curated record. Gene Ontology annotation, molecular function: serine-type endopeptidase activity.